AUGGAAAAUUCUCCUUGCAAUUUGCUGUCUGUGAAAAUCAUACAAAUAAAAAAUCUACAAAAAGCAGAUUUAUUCAGCCAAUCUGAUUGCUAUGUGAGCUUGUUUCUGCCAACGGCUUCAUCUGAAAGGGCCCAAACCAAGGUGAUUAAGGACUGCAAAGUUCCAAAGUGGAAUGAAACAUUUUGCUUCAGGAUACAGAAUCGGGUCAAAAAUGUCUUAGAGCUGAUGGUUCACAAUGGGAACAGCUGCCUCAUGGACAACCAGCUGCUCACUGUCCUUUUUGAUGUUUCUAAAAUCCAACUUGGAGAAACUGUUUGCCUCACCUUUCCAUUGGAUCCAAAAGUUCAAGAAGAGCUGGAAGUGGAAUUUAGUCUGGAGAGCAUUCCUGUUCCUGAUGAGCAUAUUGCUACUAAUGGUGUUUUAGUGUCCCGUGAAGUUUCCUGUUUGGAGGUUCAAGUUAAUGGAGGAAAAAUGAAGGAAUCAAAAGAGGAAAUCUUCAAAUUUACUGUGGAAGGAUCCUUUGAAGAAAGCCAGGACCUUUUGUUGGGCUCUGACCUGCAUCUUGUGGAUCCUCUUGUGUUUCACUACAUCAAAUAUAACAAGUCUGCAUUAGAAAUUGAGCAUCCAAGAAAGUCACACGUUACAGGCUGUUCUUUUUCUAGAGAAAAUGCAGAUGAAAAGGUCUGUCUCACUUUGCCUCUGGAUUCACAUCAUAUGGAAAAGAAAGUAACUAUAGCUAAGUUUCCACCCAAUGGUUCUAGUCUUGCCCUCUGCAGUGACAGGGAAGAAGUCUCUUCCAUCACAGAGAGCUGGGUAAGAGCUCUGUAUUGGACUGAGCAGAUAUUAAAAUGCAGUACACUGACAUUUCAUUGUUGUGGGCAUGGGCUACAAUCAAGGCCAAAAGACCUAGAUGUACGUUUGGGAUAUGAACUAUGUUUGGAUGAGCAAAUACUAAUGAAGAAACGAAAGAAGAUCACUGCUAGUGCUUUAAAAAGGGUUCUCGCCUUCAAGGAUGACUUGCAGGACCAUGAGGUGCCCGUGGUGGCUGUCAUGGCAACAGGAGGCGGGGCGAGGGCAUUCACAGCUUUACAUGGCCACCUCUUCGGCCUCCAAAAUUUAGGCAUCUUAGACUGCAUUACAUAUAUUAGUGGAUCUUCCGGCUCCACCUGGGCCCUAUCAAAUCUGUACAGUCAUGAUGACUGGUCUCAGCAGGACCUUUCAGGAGCGAUUGCAGAGGCUUGCAGGAAUAUGACCAGAUGCAAAUGGGACUUCCUUUCCGUAGAAAACUUAAAAGAAUACAGCAGGGCCCUGGAGCAGCGCCGAAAGGAAGGCUACAAAACAUGCAUUACUGACCUCUGGGGACUCUUCAUCGAUAAGGCAUUAGGCAACGGGAAAGGCAGUGGUACUCUCUCAGAUCAGAAGCGUGCCCUAAGUCAUGGCCAGAACCCUCUUCCUAUAUAUAUGGUUCUCAACACCAGGGACAAAUAUAGCCUUCCAGAGUUUAAAGAAUGGAUGGAAUUUACGCCCUUUGAGGUAGGAUUAUUGAAAUAUGGUGCGUAUGUUGGUUCUGAGCAUUUUGGAAGCAAAUUCUUCAUGGGUCGGCUGAUGAAGAAAGUUCCAGAAUCUCAAAUCUGCUUCAUGAAAGGCAUGUGGAGUAAUGUUUUUUCCUAUAACCUCCUGGAUUUCUGGCGUGCACUUGACACUUCAGAAGAAAGCUUCUGGCAAAGAUACACUCAGGACAGGAUAAAAGAUAUAGAAAGGCCCCCUCAGCUGCCAGGGUCACAUGAGCUGAAUACUCAUCUAGUCAUCCCAGCCUGUAAGCCUGCCAAGGCCCUUCGUGAAGUCAUCACACAGCGCUUAACAACGUCAGAAUUCAACAACUUCUUAAACGGAUUGCAGUUAAACAAUGGAUAUUUAGAUAAUAAGAAUUUUUAUAUGUGGAAGGAUACUAUGUUAGAUACUCUUCCAAACCAGUUGACAACAGCUUCAGAAUACCUGUCCCUUGCUGAUACUGCAUUGUAUAUAGACAGUAGCUACCCACCGCUCAUGAGGCCAGAGAGAAGAGUUAAUGUCAUUCUGCAUCUAAAUUAUUCUUCAGGAUCACAGACAGCAACUUUAGAUGAAGCCUCUAGAUACUUCUCCAAGCAAGGCAUUCCUUUCCCUAGAGUAGAUAUGGGUGAUGUUAAAGACAAGGAUUUAAAGGAGUGCUACGUUUUUGAAGAUCCCAGUAAUUUGGAGGCACCCAUUGUGGUCUUUUUCCCUCUAAUAAAUGACACCUUCAGAAAAUACAAAGCACCAGGUGUGGAACGCAGCCCCACUGAACUGAAACAGGGUGAAGUUGAUGUGACGAGUCCCUUUUCUCCGUAUGGAUUGGAAUGCUUUCAGUACAAGGAGGAAGAUUUUGAUAAACUGGUGGAACUCACAAGCUACAAUAUCCAGAAUAAUAAAUGCUUGAUCCUCCAGGCUUUGCAGCAUGCAGUAGAAAGAAAAAGAUGCCAGAAGAAACAUUAG
Molecule: messenger RNA, 2511 nt
Organism: Varanus komodoensis (Komodo dragon)
Lineage: Eukaryota; Metazoa; Chordata; Lepidosauria; Squamata; Varanidae
Product: cytosolic phospholipase A2 epsilon-like
Exons: 19
Coding region: 1-2511 (836 amino acids)
Biological process (GO): glycerophospholipid catabolic process
Cellular component (GO): cytosol
Molecular function (GO): calcium ion binding; calcium-dependent phospholipid binding
Source: RefSeq, a predicted model, not a curated record